CGCGGCUGGGGUGCGCCGGGAAGGGAGCUGGAUGUUUUAGCCUCGGGGCGCACGCUGCGGGCCCUUUGUGUUCCGGACGCUAAACACCGAGAGCACCCCGUCUCCGGGGCCUCCGGAGAACGCUGUCCCAUGAACGUGCGGGGAGCGGCCCCCGGCGUCCCCGUGUCCGCGCGUCCCCGGGCAAUUCCCGACUUCCCAACGGCUUCCCGCUGGCAGCCCCGAAGCCGCACCAUGUUCCGCCUCUGGUUGCUGCUGGCCGGGCUCUGCGGCCUCCUGUCGUCAAGACCCGGUUUUCAAAAUUCACUUCUACAGAUCGUAAUUCCAGAGAAAAUCCAAACAAAUACAAAUGACAGUUCAGAAAUAGAAUAUGAACAAAUAUCCUAUAUUAUUCCAAUAGAUGAGAAACUGUACACUGUGCACCUUAAACAAAGAUAUUUUUUAGCAGAUAAUUUUAUGAUCUAUUUGUACAAUCAAGGAUCCAUGAAUACUUAUUCUUCAGAUAUUCAGACUCAAUGCUACUAUCAAGGAAAUAUUGAAGGAUAUCCAGAUUCCAUGGUCACACUCAGCACGUGCUCUGGACUAAGAGGAAUACUGCAAUUUGAAAAUGUUUCUUAUGGAAUUGAGCCUCUGGAAUCUGCAGUUGAAUUUCAGCAUGUUCUUUACAAAUUAAAGAAUGAAGACAAUGAUAUUGCAAUUUUUAUUGACAGAAGCCUGAAAGAACAACCAAUGGAUGACAACAUUUUUAUAAGUGAAAAAUCAGAACCAGCUGUUCCAGAUUUAUUUCCUCUUUAUCUAGAAAUGCAUAUUGUGGUGGACAAAACUUUGUAUGAUUACUGGGGCUCUGAUAGCAUGAUAGUAACAAAUAAAGUCAUCGAAAUUGUUGGCCUUGCAAAUUCAAUGUUCACCCAAUUUAAAGUUACUAUUGUGCUGUCAUCAUUGGAGUUAUGGUCAGAUGAAAGUAAGAUUUCUACAGUUGGUGAGGCAGAUGAAUUAUUGCAAAAAUUUUUAGAAUGGAAACAAUCUUAUCUUAACCUAAGGCCUCAUGAUAUUGCAUAUCUACUAAUUUAUAUGGAUUAUCCUCGUUAUUUGGGAGCAGUGUUUCCUGGAACAAUGUGUAUUACUCGUUAUUCUGCAGGAGUUGCAUUGUACCCCAAGAAGAUAACUCUGGAGGCAUUUGCAGUUAUUGUCACCCAGAUGCUGGCACUCAGUCUGGGAAUAUCAUAUGAUGACCCAAAGAAAUGUCAAUGUUCAGAAUCCACCUGUAUAAUGAAUCCAGAAGUUGUGCAAUCCAAUGGUGUGAAGACUUUUAGCAGUUGCAGUUUGAGGAGCUUUCAAAAUUUCAUUUCAAAUGUGGGUGUCAAAUGUCUUCAGAAUAAGCCACAAAUGCAAAAAAAAUCUCCGAAACCAGUCUGUGGCAAUGGCAGAUUGGAGGGAAACGAAAUCUGUGAUUGUGGUACUGAGGCUCAAUGUGGACCUGCAAGCUGUUGUGAUUUUCGAACUUGUGUACUGAAAGACGGAGCAAAAUGUUAUAAAGGACUGUGCUGCAAAGACUGUCAAAUUUUACAAUCAGGCGUUGAAUGUAGGCCGAAAGCACAUCCUGAAUGUGACAUCGCUGAAUAUUGUAAUGGAAGCUCACCAGAAUGUGGUCCUGACAUAACUUUAAUCAAUGGACUUUCAUGCAAAAAUAAUAAGUUUAUUUGUUAUGACGGAGACUGCCAUGAUCUCGAUGCACGUUGUGAGAGUGUAUUUGGAAAAGGUUCAAGAAAUGCUCCAUUUGCCUGCUAUGAAGAAAUACAAUCUCAAUCAGACAGAUUUGGGAACUGUGGUAGGGAUAGAAAUAACAAAUAUGUGUUCUGUGGAUGGAGGAAUCUUAUAUGUGGAAGAUUAGUUUGUACCUACCCUACUCGAAAGCCUUUCCAUCAAGAAAAUGGUGAUGUGAUUUAUGCUUUCGUACGAGAUUCUGUAUGCAUAACUGUAGACUACAAAUUGCCUCGAACAGUUCCAGAUCCACUGGCUGUCAAAAAUGGCUCUCAGUGUGAUAUUGGGAGGGUUUGUGUAAAUCGUGAAUGUGUAGAAUCAAGGAUAAUUAAGGCUUCAGCACAUGUUUGUUCACAACAGUGUUCUGGACAUGGAGUGUGUGAUUCCAGAAACAAGUGCCAUUGUUCGCCAGGCUAUAAGCCUCCAAACUGCCAAAUACGUUCCAAAGGAUUUUCCAUAUUUCCUGAGGAAGAUAUGGGUUCAAUCAUGGAAAGAGCAUCUGGGAAGACUGAAAACACCUGGCUUCUAGAUCUAAAUCGGAAGGUAGCACACAGACAUAUGCCAGCCAAUCCACCUCAGAAGGCAGCACUCAGACAUAUGCCAGCCAAACCAGAUCAGAAAGCAGCAGUCAAGCUGAUACUAGCAAGUCCAAAUCAGAAGAUAGUGCUGAAGCAUAUACUAGCAGAUCCAAAUCACAGGAAAGUACCCAAACACAAAGCAGUAGUAACUAGUGAUUCCCUCAGAAGGCAACGGAUAACAUCGAGAGUCUCGCUAAGAAAUGAAAAUUCUGUCUUUCCUUCCGUGGUCACAGCUGAAAGAAACAAUAAAUUGAGUGUGGAUCAAUUUGCAUGCCAGCGUGUUCAUUUUUUUUCUUCUCUUUCCUUUACCCCCGGGGACUGCAGUUUUGCAGCUGCAGGGCCCUUAAUUGAAAACAAUCUUCCAAACUCAUCUCAGCUGUCCCCAUUCCCAUCUGACUCCGCAUGAGCUCUUCUCAUUGUCUUCUCUACAGCUCUUCCAUGACUCCUGCCCCUGUGUCCCCUGCCCCAUGCCACCCCCUCUGGUGUACUGCCUGGGGCCCCAGAUACAUCACCUACUCAAUCUUACCCAUGACAGGAUCUGGGCAGUGUACUGUGUUCCUCCUUCUGGCCCUUCUCAUGGGAUUUGGCUGGCUGCACAGAGGUCCAAUAUAUCCAGAUAUUUGCCCUCCUUAUACUCCCCAUGACCCCAGCCUGGGUUUCUGAGGGAGGACAGUUUGUUUCAGGGGUUGUAACUUCCCAUCCAGGCCUUUCCUUCUACCCCCCACCUUUCUCUUGUCCCUUGGCCAAGUGACCCACAGGGUCAAGCCCAGAAGACAGAGAGGCAGCUUCUGAAGGACCCUUAGGCAUGGGUCUUAAAGGCAAAUAUUAAACCCUUAUUAGAGUUUGGUAUGAGGCUUGAUAAAAUGAAUUAGAGAAAGGUUCUCUCAUUUUCCAUUUUCUGAAAUAAUCUGAAAAACUUGUUUAGAUUUUCAGUUAAAUGUUUGUCAAAAUUCACCAGUGAAGUUCUCUGGGACUGGAGUUUUUUUUUUUUUUUUGGGCGGGGGGAUGAUUUUAAAUUACAGAUUCAAUUUAUUAAAUAGAGAACUAUUCAAAUUUUCCAUUUAUUCUUGUGAUAGGUUUUUUCAGGCACUGUAUUUUUAAAAAAAGUUUAUCCAUUUUAUUUAAUGAUUAGACUUGUGGCCUAAUGUUGUUCAUAAUAUUCUUUUUUAUGUCUAUAGGAUCUAUAGUUAUGUCCCCUCUUUCAUUCCUUGUAAUAGUAAGGUUUUUUUUUCCUCUCAUCAGUCUUGUGAAGAGUUUAUCUAGUUAAUUAAUUUAAGAAUCUCUCCAGAACCGCUCUUGACUUUGUUAUUUUUCUCUAUUACAUCUCUGUUUUCUACUUCAUUGAUUACAGAUUUUAUUAAUUUGCUUUUCUUCUACCUUCUUCAGGUGAAAGUUUAGAUCAAUGAUUUUAAAUCUUCUUUUCUAAUGCAUUUAAAGGUAUAAGUUUGUCCUAUGUACAUUUUUAGCUCCAUUCCACAUAUUUUAUGUUGUGUCCUCAUUAUAGUUCAGGUCAAAAUAUUUUCAAAUUUUUAUUUCGAUUUCUUUUUUGAGUUAUAGGUUAUGUAGAAGCCUGUUUAAAUCCAAACAUUGGUAUUUUUUUUAGCUCACCUUUUCUUUAUUGUUUUCUCAAUGGUGACCAGAGAAUAUAUUUAAUCUCAAUUUUUUAAAAUUAUUUUCUUGAGUUGGUUUAGCCUAUGAUAUAUUUUGUUGCAUGUUCUGUGUGUACUAAAUAAGUACAUGUGUAUUUUGCAGUUGCUGAGUAUAUAAAUGUUAAUUAAGUCAUUUGUUGACAGUGUUCUUGAAAUCUUGUUUUUUCCUCUUGUUCUAUCAAUUCUUGAGAGAGAUGUGUUGAAAGUGCCAACUAUUGUUUUUUAUUAUUGUUGUUAUGUAACUUGUUUUACACACGUUAAUUGUAUUUCAUGUAUUUUGGAGUUACAUUUUAGUGCAUGCAUCUUUAGGACUAUUAUGUUUUCCUAAUGAAUUGGCUGUUUAUCAUUAUGCAAUUCUCGUUGUUGUCUCUAGUAAUACUCUUAAUUUUGAAUUCUGAUUUUGUGAUAGUAGUAUUGCCGUGCAGCUUUUUUUUUAUUGGCAGCUUUUUAAAGUUAGUCUUUGCACGGGGUAUCUUUUUCAUUCUUUUACUUCCAUUGCAUAUUUUCUUAUAUUUAAGGUGUAUCUGAUGUACAGAGUAUGCAGUUGGUUCUUGUAUUUUUUAAAAAAUCCAGCCUGACAAUGUUUUUAAAUUGGAGUGCUUAAAAGCAUUCAUAUCUGUUUAUUUUUGUUUUUAAUUGACACAUAAUAAUUGUACAUAUUUAUGGCAUAAGUGUGAUGUUUCAAUACAUAUGGACAUUUCAUAAAAAAUAAAAUGAGUGUAUUUAGC
This is a messenger RNA of Gorilla gorilla gorilla (western lowland gorilla), 4713 nucleotides long. RefSeq names its product disintegrin and metalloproteinase domain-containing protein 32. Gene Ontology annotation, molecular function: metalloendopeptidase activity. The transcript has 25 exons. Gene Ontology annotation, biological process: cell adhesion; proteolysis; binding of sperm to zona pellucida. The coding region runs from base 130 to 2742 and encodes 870 amino acids. NCBI's taxonomy places the organism in Eukaryota, Metazoa, Chordata, Mammalia, Primates, Hominidae. Gene Ontology annotation, cellular component: plasma membrane. The record is from RefSeq and is a predicted model, not a curated record.